Messenger RNA from Venturia canescens, 1118 nucleotides. It is a transcript of the gene Vlet, whose product is annotated as Valette. The record is from RefSeq and is a predicted model, not a curated record. The transcript is spliced from 3 exons. The coding region runs from base 84 to 749 and encodes 221 amino acids. NCBI's taxonomy places the organism in Eukaryota, Metazoa, Arthropoda, Insecta, Hymenoptera, Ichneumonidae.
GUGUAAGUUUGUUUACGAAAACGAACAUAACCUUCGAAACCGAACUGUCAGCUUUGACAAGACACUUGUAUCGUACCACCCGUAUGAUUUGUAAAAUUUUACAACAAUGUCCGAAUGGAUUAAAAUGUCUCCAAGAUUUAAAUCACGAAUAUUUUAGUUUAGAAACUGGCUUGAAGAUAAUUGAUAGACUGGACAAUGGCAAAUUCCGAGCAUUGGUCAAUCACAUUUGUAUUACAAUGCAAUUGAAUACCAAUAGCAAAAUAUUUAGUGACGAAGAAGAACAAAAAUUACUGGCCACUUUAGAAAUAGAAAAAGAGACACUUACCAUAUUGUUAGACACAAUUAAACUGAUAUACUUGGAAGCUGCAUAUGGAAUUAUCAAACCAUCUGCGAUGGAGGCACUGAUGAAAAAUUCUUUCAAUAUAUCGGAAGAAAAAGUAUCGAUUUUCACAAAUGCCUGGAUAACACAUGGCAAAAGUUUCAUCGAGUGUCUACAACAAAAAUCUAUUUUUCCAUUGCAGGUUGAAAACAUCAAUUGGGAGUUUAAUAUUCGAUCCUCCUCAUCGGCCUUGUCUCAUGAUGUGAAUCCGGUUGUCUGGCUUCAGUUAGGUCUUUCAGGACACGAAGCAAAUUCAAAACUCACCAUAGAGAUGGAAAAAAAUGAUUUGACCAACCUUUAUAACAGGUGCGAAGAUAUUCAACGUCAACUCGAUCUUCUUGAUUGGGUACCAGAAAAAAGCUCAAGUUGAUUGAAGGAAGGUCGUUUACACCGCCGACAAUUAAUCCAGCUAAUGUAAAAUGCUAAAUAUAUUGUGAUGCUACGAAUCCAGGAUUCAUUCCAAAGAGCCAUUUUGAUACUGGGCAACAACCACAAUUUUUUAACUAAAAGAUGGUUACUUUGAAGUAAUCUAAUAUCAAUGAAAAUUACAAACAGUUUUUGGAGUUCUAUAGUAAAUAUUCUAAGAAUUUCUAUGAAGACUUUUGGUGAAACACUUUUUAUGUACUGGAUUCAGCUGGCGCAGUUUGGGGCCCUGUCAAUGUUAGAGUUUCUCGAAUCGACAGUCAUCUGUAUACAACCGGCGAGAUGCCGUCCACGAAUAAAAAAAAUUUCAACUUGA